Messenger RNA from Octopus bimaculoides (California two-spot octopus), 6721 nucleotides. RefSeq names its product endonuclease V. Gene Ontology annotation, molecular function: RNA endonuclease activity producing 5'-phosphomonoesters, hydrolytic mechanism; single-stranded RNA binding. Gene Ontology annotation, biological process: DNA repair. Lineage: Eukaryota; Metazoa; Mollusca; Cephalopoda; Octopoda; Octopodidae. Gene Ontology annotation, cellular component: cytoplasm; nucleolus. The record is from RefSeq and is a predicted model, not a curated record.
CAAAGUUUCUGUUUCUGUUUUUGUUACAAUUUAUUAAGGCUGAAUAAUGUACUUUCAAAUGCAAACAAUGGUAGAAUGUUUGUCAUGUAUACAAGAGAUGUAGGUUCAAGUUCCAUGGGUUGCCUUCAACUUUUUCUAUCAACACAAUAUUUAUAUGCUUUUAUUAAAAGCUUUAUUACAAUAAAAGAGUUAUAUCCUGCUAUCAACAGACACAUUUUCCCAAUCCCAGGCAAAAAUUAAAAUCAUCAGUGUCCUCAUUGUUGGACUCAAAUUACAUUCACACAUCCAUUGCUAAUAGAUGCAGCUUUUAUUUCUAAAAUUUUUUUUUCUUCUUCUCACUUUAGAAAUGGUUGAAAAAGUUGAGAGAGGAGACAAUACUUUUGUAGAGCACUAGUUCAUGCCAAUCAAUCAAGUAACUUUAUUUUCAAAUCAAAGGCCCCUUUUAAUUAUUCAAUUAAUCAGUAACUAAUUUUUUAAAAAUAAAUGGCUUAUAAACAUCUUCCACGCUGCAAUUGUUUUCGUUCCAGCACACGAUCUCAGAUCAGGUCGCUUGCUAUGCAAGUACAUCCCCAAAUAGGUAUAAUUUUCAUUUUUAUUAGUUUUGUUUUUUUCCUAACAUGGAUUAUGAUUAAGAAGGGAGGUUACUCUAUAGAAAUAAUGAUGAAAUUUAACUCGAUAUGUCCAGUAGUUGCAAAAUAACACGUUUUGUUAAAAGUUUUAACUCUUAAGGUGGAACACAAGUAAUGAGUCGACUAGAAUCGAGAUUGUUUUAAAGAAAACUGUUGUAGAAAUGGAACUUGCCAUCGCUGGUAUUAUGUUGAUUUCAUAUGCUAUAAAAGUCAGGUUAAAGAGUAACAGCUAUAAAACAAUCAUAAAACAAUUAAUAAGAGAAGAGGAUUUACUCAGAGAAAAACUCAUAUUGGAAGAUGACAAGAUAUUUCAGGAAAUCAGAGAAAAUAAGGAUGGUACUUAUUACAUUGGCGGCGUUGAUGUUUCAUUCCAAGAUGAUGGGAAAGCAUGUAUUGCUUUGGCUGUAGUAACAUUUCCUGAAUUAGAGGUUGUUUACACCAAAUAUAAACACUUUGAUAAUCUACUGGAAUAUAUCCCAAGUUUCCUCGCCUUCCGUGAAGGCCCUUGUGUUAAGAGUCUUUUCAAUGAUAUGAAAAAAGAAAACCUGCCCUUUUUUCCACACGUUCUUAUGAUUGAUGGAAAUGGUAUUCUACAUCCAAGAGAUCUUGGUUUAGCUUGCCAUGUUGGAAUAGACUUGGAUAUACCUAGUAUUGGUGUUGCUAAAUCUCUUUUUUAUUGCCAUGGAAUUCAGAAGGACAGCAGUUUCUAUGAAAAGGUACAGAACAUGAAAGAUGGUGGAGAUAGUUUCCCUUUAGUUCGAGAACAUGACAACAAAACUAUUGCUUAUGCUCUUAAAAGUACGAAAGAUUCCAAGAAACCCAUUUAUAUAUCCCAAGGUUAUAAGGUAUCUCUAUCAACUGCAGUAUGGCUUGUGAAGCAAUGUUGUAAGUACAGAAUACCUGAACCAGUUCGUAUGGCCGACCAGUAUUCCAGAAAAAUUAUCAGAGAAUCACAGACUUCAUAAUGAACUGAAAUAUCAAUGUUUGCUACAAUAUUAUUUUUUUAAAAGAAAAAAAAAACAUUUUUCUGGGAAAAAAACUAACAUAUUUUAUUCCAUGUUUAUUUCAUAAAAGAUACUUUCGAGGGUUUUUUUGUUGCUUUUACUUUGCUAGUCUUGCAAGUUACUUGGCAACCUCAUUAAUGCUGCUGCCACAAAAAAAUCUCACCCAGUACCUUCUGCAAAGUGGUUGGCAUUAGGAAGGACAUCCAGCCAUUGAAACCAUGUCAAGUUGACACUGGAGCUUGGUACAGUCCUCUGGCUCAUUGGAUUAUGUCAAACCUUCUAACUCAUGUCAGCAUGGAAUAUGGAUCUUAAAUGAUGAUGGUGAUACUGUCUUUUAUGCAGUGUCAAAAUUCCAUUGUAUUUCUUUGGGCUGGUCACUGAUAUAAUUCCACGGAAUGAGAUGCAAGUUUAUUUUGCAAUUUAUAAUAGACAGUAUUAUUAAGAAAUAUAUAUGGAAAGAGAAUAUAACAUCGAUUAAUUGGUCUUAAAUGGCUAAAAUAACCCUUCCAUAAUUUCGUAAUUGCUUCUGUUUAAAAAAUUGGUCACUGAUCAUCUUACUUGUCAAUCAAAUACAAUUCCAAAAUUUUGUUAUUUUUUUAUAAGCUUAUAAAAACACAAAAACAAAAAUAAACAAAUAUUUUUCUUAAUAUGAUUUUAAAAGAUUUUUUUUUAUAAAAAUCAACCAUGUAUUUUAAAACAAAAUUAUUUUAUACAUCAUAGUAAGUGGCUGUGAAUUUAAGGUACUGGACAACCUUACUACUAUCAUUGUAUUGCUUAUCUUUGUAUUAUUUGUUUGGUCAGGGCAAAGAGGCUGUGAUUGUGGCUUCCACUGUUCUUUCAGACUGGUAAAACUGAUGCUUCUUUAGCAUCCUUCUUGGACAGUUUUUGAAGUACACAGCUGCAGGAAAAUAAUAUGUGCAAAGAAUUUAUAUUCCAAAGAGAUGAACAUUCUGGGGCAGGGGAGGAAGGAUUGGGUGAGGCCUGGAAAGAAAGGUGAUUCAGUGUGUGUGGGAGGUGAAACUAGAUAGUGCCUUAAGAGCAGAGGCCAUUGUAGUAGCGUUAGAAAAGGUAAAGAGAGGACAUAGUAUAUCCAUGGGCCAAAAGAUAGAGUGUUUAUUGGGGAGUGACUGAAGUCAAAUGACCUAUUUUUCAGAUGCAGUUUUCAGUAUCUACUGACCCGGAUGUUGGAGCAGUAUUCCAUUGUGGGUACAGAUUUAGUAGUUUUUGGUGGGGGUGAGGUGUUUUAUUUUUUUUUCUGGCUCUGAGGAAGAAGACCACUUUUUAAGAUGCUGUAUUUGCAAUGUUGUAUAAGAGUGUUUGUUGAGGGAGAUCCAGAGAUGGGGAAACCUAGCAUUUGAAGUGAUUGUGAGAGCUCUAGUGGCAUGAUGUUCAUGUCAUGGCAAUGGAAUUGGUGUGACAAAAGAUUUCUUGAUAAGCAUACUCUUUGUGUCUUUUUAUUGUUAAAAGAGACAAAAGCUGCAUGACCUUCAUCGGAAAAAGGUGUUUGAAGUUUCUGUUGCUGUAGUUGAAGCAGAUAUGAUCCAAAGUGUUUAGUUGAUCUUGGAUAUGGUACAUAGCUUAAGUUUAUCCCCACUGAAAUAUGGAUGUUCUGUCAGAACAAUUUAUACUUUCAUAUUUGCUUUUGAUACAAAAUGCACCCCUGCUUAUAUUGCUCAUGGGAAAAUAAAAUCCCCACAACUCCAGUGCCGAGACCACCAGUUCAUGUGAUUUUCUUGGUCUUAUCAAUGAUGUUUGACAACUAGAAAUAGCUGUGACUCAUCUCUUCAUCAGUGAUAUAUAGAAUAACAGUGUCAGAACAGAUGCUGAUGUCACAGUUAGCCAGUGAGAUUGUUACAAAAUAUAUAUAGCUUUAGUUAAGUUAGUGUAUUAAAUGCUCCCUGCAUUGAAAAUGUUGCCUAGAAAUAAUAAUAUAGUGAGUCUAUUAGUCAGUAAUGAAUAUUAUUUUAAUUAAUCAUACUAGGGCUAAAUAUACCUUGCAGUUUCUCAAACUCAAUAAAAUGAAGUACCAGUCAAAUACUGGGUUAAUAUAAUUGAAUAUAGACAUUAAACAAAUGUAAAAUAAACAAACAUUUACGCCACUUCAAAUGUGAUUGGAACAUAUUUGAUCUGGAAAAAGGUCAUUUAUUUUGUUCUGGCCUGGUGGUCACAACAUACAGUCGGUGAAUAAUUUCUACUGCUUCUCUCUAAGGAAGCCAAGAUUUCCAGCCAUUUCAGUGCUGUCCUGUUUGGUCCCGAAUACUGAUGAUAGCAUAAUCAGUUCAAAAUACAUAUAUUAAUCCAAAGAGGGCACUCUGAAAUGACUGUUGCUGUUUUACCCCUUUUUCUUAAAGCCAUUAUUUUUCUCCAAGGCAAACAGCAGUGAAAAUAGCUUUUUAACAGACCAGAUGUAUCCCAGACGUAUUUGACCCGAUCUAAAAAUUUGUUUAUUGUUUUUAAUUAUACUACUAAAUACAUGAGACAACUCUAUGUGCUCUAGUUUCUUGACUCUCUGCCCACCUCUCUCUUUCACACACAGAUACAUACACACACACGCACACACAUGCAUGCUCACUCACACACAUGCACACACACACACACACACACACACACACACAACAGCAAUCCAUGGUUUGUUUCAAUCUUUUUCACAAUUAAGUAUUAACCCUUUAGCAUUCAGAUUCUGUCAAAUGCAUUGCUUAUUAAUUCACAUUGUUUUGAAUUAAUCAGGCAUUAUCUCAGUUUUGAGAUUUCAAUGAUGUAAUUGUUUAUUUGUAGAAUAUAACAUUGCUAGUUAAGUGUGAGAGGCUGAAUAUGGCUAGUUUGAGCAUAAAGUAGAAUAUUUGGGCCUGAUAUAGCCAGUUUAAAUGCUAAAGGGUUAAAUGAUGAAACAUACGUUCAGUUGUUAAAAAAUAAUUGCAUCGGCAAAUAAACAACCCACCGACCACCUCAUCUAAUAUGGAUAAAAAUUUGUCUAAAAGACUUGAAUUUCUGUUUUUGUACUGAGGUUGACAUUUCAUCCAUCUUGUGGUAGCAGUCUGAGUAGAUUUCAUAAAAUGCUUUGACCAUGGCUACCAACUGGAAAGUUUGAUUUUAGCAAGCAGAACCUUCCAUUGAGAUAUUUGCCUUAACCAUUUUGAAGAUAUUCCUAAUCAAUGUCAUAACAUUCCUUUUGUAUAUAUAUAUAUAUAUUAUAUAUUUUUAUAAGCACACACACACAUACCCUUUUUUCUAUCCAAAAAGGACUUUUUGAACCCCAAUAUUUAGAAGCUAUUAUCUAUAGUCUUAUGUGUGUUUUGAGAUAUUCCAAAAAAGAGUUAUUUCAUGUUCUCUUGAAAUUUUAUAAAAUUCUUAUAACAUCAAAUAUAUGUAUAUAUGUAUAUAUAUAUACAUAUUUUUAUUUAUUGGUAAAAUAAGUAUUUUUAUAGAAAUUCAUUUGUUAUAUAUUAUUAGCUGAUAUUCUAAUAAGUGAUAUGCUAAUAGUAUAACGUUUAAAUUUUAGUUUAAACUAAAGCUUCGAUAAGAAUAAUAUCAUUAAAUAUUUUUCUUUUAUUUAUUGUUAAAAUAAGUACUUUUACUUAUUGAUUAAAUAAGUAUUUUUAUAUAAAUUCAUUUGUUAUUUAUUGUUGGUUGAUAUAUAUACAUUCAUUUUAUUAUUAUUGUUGUUGUAUUUUGACCCGAAGAUUAGCUAUAUUUUUUAAUAGAAUUGAUUUUCGAUCGAUUUAUUUUAAUCGAUUUUAUUUUAUUUUAUUUUCUAUUUGAAAAUUUGGUUAUGAAACACAUGUAGUCAUUUUAUUAUUUUAAUAAUUAUUACUUUGUAUUUUAUUAUAGUUCCUUUUAGUGUAUUUAGUUGAUUAAAUUUUUCUAUAUGUGACUGUGGAUUUUCAUGGAUGAGUUCAGGAACUGUGGUUCUUUUCUCUAAAUUAUAUACUGUGAAUUGAAUUUUUACCUGUAAAUUUGGAUUUUUAUCCCUAAUAUUAUUAUCAUAUAUAUAUAUAUAUAUAUAUAUAUAUAUAUAUAUAUAUAUGAGCAUUGAAUUUAUCAUCUCUGUAUGAUCACCAUAUAAUUAUAGCUGUUUCGUAAAUUUCUUUAUAUAGUAUAAUAAUUAUGUUACACACUCAAAAUUUUGUCUGUACAUUUUUAUAUCAAUAUGUAUAAAGUGAAACUUACUCAUUGGAUCUCAUUCACACACACACACACACACACACACAUUAGACUUGCUAGCUAAAUAGAAUAUUUCUUUGUUGACAAGACCUAAUAAGACAGAAACAUGUCUGUUGUUAAAACUUGGUUUUAAAAAGUCAGAUUCAUUCCAGUCUGUAUUUUAUAUUAUGUCAAAGGAACAAAAAAGUUUUUAUUGGAAUUAUCUCCCGUGUUUAUUCUUUAGAUUUUAGUUGCCCCAAGAGAGAAAAGUUACUAUUAUAUAAUAACAUAUUUGAAACCCUACCAUAUUUGUAUGAAGUUUGUAAAUUCAAUCUCUGUCCUUUUUUGUUGAGACUUCUCAACUACCAAACUUAAAUAAGAGUACAUGUUAUUUUUAUCGAACAGGUAAACUGUAACAUACAAAAGCCUGGCUUCUUCUGAUUGCUAUUUCACUAUCAUUAUAAAUUAUGAAAUAAUCAUAAGUUUAAAGAUAUUAAGUUAACUGGAAGUUUUCAGUUACAAGUAUGUAUUAUAAGUACUACUUCUCAGAUCAUUAUUACAGGGAAUAGAGGGCCUGUGAUGAAUAUUUUUUAUAUUGUAGUUCACAACAGUCUUGAAUUUUGUAUCCACCAAUGAGUGUAAAUAUGUAGCAAAACAGAACAACAGAAUAUAUUUUUCAAAAUGCUUUACUAAUAAUAACAAACAGAAAUGUGUUUUUUUUAUAUAUUUAUGUCUGGUGAGCUUACAUAUAUUUUGAUAUCAUUUACAUUUCAAAGUUUGUUUAAGACAAGUUUCAUAACCAUCCCUGGUUCUAUAAUACAAAAUUUCUGUUUUAAAGUGACUUAAAUUAUACCCCUUCUACCAAAAUUAUUUAACUAAAUUCCUCAUUCUGUUCAAAAUAAAGGCAGUUUACUAAUCUUUUUAAUACAAAUAAAAUUGUUAACAAGU